AUGAUACAUGGGUUAAGAUCACGAUUUAGAGUUGGAAUAGUUAAUCGGGUAUUAUCAGUGCAGAGGUACUCAUCUAAAAGCAGCACACCGAAUUCCUCGAAGCCAGCUACAUCAAGUGAAGGUGCGGAGGGAAAUGAGAAUUUAGCAAGUAAUGGUAAGAGUAAUGAAUGGGGUGAAAAGAAGGAGAAAGUAGAGACGAAGGAACCAAAAGAAGGUGCUGAUAUUAGAACAGAGGAAAAGAAAGUGAAAGGUAGACGAUCAUACGUAGUGCCUCAGGUCCCGUCGACUGAUUAUGUACCAAGGGCAGAUUUAGAGACGGAGGGGUUGUUUGCGGGAUACAAGCCGUUAUUUUUGGGGAAUUCACCGCUGGAAACGAGCCGGAAUGACGUUCUUUUGGACGGACUCUUCUCAUCGAUUAGAAAGCUGAAGAACGCGCAGAUCAACUCUGAGAGUAAUACGGUGGAAAUAGAUGUUUCUGAUAUGUUGGACGACUUGAAGAAGGAUAACAGGGAGUACCAGAAGCUGCAUGAGAAAGUGCCCAAGAUUCCAUGGGACGCAUCGAUCAGUGGACUUGUAUACAACGACCAGCCUUUUAAAGGUGUACCACGCUCUGUUGUUUCGAAGCUAAAGCCGUUCAAGCUAGUGAAGGUUGAGAAGAAGCAACCUCAUAGAGAGGAGGAGCUUGGAAAGAAGAUCAAGCUAAGGUUUCAUGGCCCACGGAUUAAAGAUGAACCAACCAUGGUUGAUUUGACCCAGGAAGCGAAGAAAAGUAGGCAAAAUACCAAUCCGUCCGAUUUACUCAUGGACAGCCAGUCACUACACGCGAGAAAUAGGUACGAGGCAAGUAAAGUAGACUUCGCUUACAAAUUUAAUUUUAUCGAGGAGGACCAAAGAAUGUUUAAACACAAGGUAUCGAAAUUGACAAGACUUUUCGCUAAGGAAUUUAUGAAGGUCAGAGAAAUCAGAUUAGCCUCUGACUUCAAGGACAACCACCUUCCGUUGUAUAUAUACAUCGACUAUUCGGGACAAUCGAGGGCCAUGCUUAAAAGACAUUUGAGGAGAAAGAUGAUAAACUACGUCAGUCCACUUCUAAUGACACUUUCGCAUAGUUACGAAACUAAAGAACAAUUCGAAAAAUUCAAGGGUAGAGUAUAUUCGAGGAUAGAGUCUAUUUCAGCGUUGCUUUUGGAGUAUAUCCCUAGUAUUCGAUUUAAAGAUCCAGAUGUGGAUUGCGUAAUAUCUCCAAGUCCAGUGAAGGGCUUUGGAAGAAUACACUGGUUAAAACCAACAAAGAGACACAACGUCUUUUGGGGUAAAAACAUCUCAAAUGAUUAUGUAUUCAGUUUGAAUUAUGACGUGAAGGUAUCACGUAGUGGAAUAAGACGCAUGAAAUACCCGGUAAAUCUUAAUACCUCGUCUUUUGAUUUUGCGUUUUCAAAAUGGAAAUGUUAUGAUCUAAUAGUAGACGAGCCUAUUGAAAGCAGAUAA
Molecule: messenger RNA, 1488 nt
Organism: Kluyveromyces marxianus DMKU3-1042
Lineage: Eukaryota; Fungi; Ascomycota; Saccharomycetes; Saccharomycetales; Saccharomycetaceae
Gene: MRX6
Product: Mrx6p
Exons: 1
Coding region: 1-1488 (495 amino acids)
Cellular component (GO): mitochondrion
Source: RefSeq, a predicted model, not a curated record